This is a messenger RNA of Copidosoma floridanum, 786 nucleotides long. RefSeq lists its product as uncharacterized. Lineage: Eukaryota; Metazoa; Arthropoda; Insecta; Hymenoptera; Encyrtidae. The record is from RefSeq and is a predicted model, not a curated record.
AUGGUAAGAACUAUUAAGAGCAUCAAUGCUCCUAAGUCAGCUUCGAAACUUGCCAAGAAUCAGAGACAUAAUCAAACCAUGAAAGCUAUUGCCCUUAGGAAAGAACAAGUACCAAGUAAAUUUAUGUUAACUUCUCUUGUCAACCUUGGAGUUAUCCUGAUCUUUGACAAAUAUAGUGCUUUAAGCAUUAAUCGUCAGCAACUAAUAACAGCAGCAGUGAUAGCAGCAGUGCCACCACCAAUAUCAGCAAAAGCACUAGUACUAAUAAUAGUAGCUAUGCCUUUAGCAGCAGCAGUAUCACCACCACUAACAACAGUAGUAAUAGCAGCAGCGCCACGACCAAUAGCAGCAGUAAGAGCGCUACCAACAACAUCUGAUGAGAAACGACCACUUGACGGCCGUAGCUUAGCACCUGGCUCUAACCAGUAUUGUGAUGAGUUCGUUGCAAGGGGAAAGCUGGCCUUAAUGUUGGAAAACAUAUAUCGGAGUGCUACAGCUAAUAGCAGCAGCAGGAUCAUUACCAGCAGUAGUAGUGAUUUCAGCAGCGAUACCAUUAACAGCAGCAGCUGUACCUUCAGCGGCAGCGACAGGGCCACUACUAAUAGCAGCAGUGAUUGCAGCAGCGUUAUCACCAAUAGCAGCAGUAGAAUGAGUGGCUGGGUCAUUACCAACAGCAGCAGCGACUGCAGCAGUACUAACACCAUCAGUAGCUACAGUGAUUGCAGCAGUUCAACCACAAAAACCAGCUGCAAUAGCAGCAGUGCCAUGACUAGUACCACCUAUUGA